This is a messenger RNA of Rhagoletis pomonella (apple maggot), 3993 nucleotides long. RefSeq lists its product as uncharacterized. Gene Ontology annotation, molecular function: nucleic acid binding. The transcript has 5 exons. Lineage: Eukaryota; Metazoa; Arthropoda; Insecta; Diptera; Tephritidae. The record is from RefSeq and is a predicted model, not a curated record. The coding region runs from base 1 to 3993 and encodes 1330 amino acids.
AUGUCUCUUGAGGAAUGCAAGCGUAAGCGCUCGAACAUAAAGCGCAACAUUUCUCGCAUCAAAUCAAUCGUCGAAGCUGUAAGGGAGUCAGAAGACAAACUUUCUAAUGCUGAAUUGCAGUGUCGAUUAGGAAUCUUAGAGUCUUACUUUAAGCAAGCCUUGUCCGUACAAGUUGACAUCGAAGACUUAGACCCCACAGACAACGGCCGUGCAGACCUAGAAGACAGCUACGUUGCAGUCAAGUUGAGCAUCCAAGUGCAACUUGGAGAAGAUGUUAACACUACGGUACACUACCCGGAAACGCCUGCAGCUGCAUCUGUUACACCCUCGUCGCACCUACCAAGGUUGUCUCUACCAACUUUCAGUGGAGAUUAUGCAGAUUACAAGAAUUUCAUCACGACGUUUACCCAGAUCAUCGCCCGUGAACCCAGGCUGUCGAACAUUGAAAAAUUCAACUACCUUUUAUCAUGCUUAAAGGGUGCUGCACUAGAAACCGUUAAAGCAUUUCAGGUUACUAAUGAAAAUUAUUCGAAGGCUUUGGAUAGGCUUAAGGAACGGUUCGACAACCCGACCUUAAUUUUUUUGGAAGGCAUCGCCUCACUCUUCACGGCACCUGAGAAGUCAAACGCUCAACAACUGCGCAGCCUAGUAGACAAGGCAUCGGCUAUUUAUAGUUCUUUGGAGUCAUUGGGCUUAAGUACGAGCAUCGCACAAGCAAUGUUAAUCUACAUUGUAAUGGGCAAAUGUGAUCAGCAAACCAAAAACAAAUGGAACGAGUCACUUGAUUAUAAUUCGCUUCCGACUUGGCCGCAAUGCACUAAAGUCUUGGAAAGGCAUUGCCAGUUUUUGCACUCAUCUGAGUCGUCGUCGCAACGCAAACCCGAAGCUGGCAAGCAAACUCGCUUAAAUAUUCGUAACCAAAGUUCCUCAUUUGCUAUCACUAAUCCCACGUGUGUUCUUUGUUCCAGCUCCAACCAUAAAGUUGUCGGUUGCUCGCAAUUCAAGGAUAUGAAUACAAAUCAACGCUUUGACCUCAUCAAGAGGUAUGACCUGUGUAUAAAUUGCUUAGGCAACGGGCAUAAAAUGGCUCAAUGCCCUUCGAAGAACCGCUGUCGCACUUGCAAUCGAGCACACCAUACGCUGCUGCAUCAUGAGAAUGCAUCUCAGACUGUUCAGAUAACACAAUCAACUGUAUCUGCAUCCCAGCCAUCUGGAUCUAAUCGAUCGACCUGGCAAACGUCUUCACAGCAAUCAGCAGCAACCCACUCGCACAUGGGAGCAUCAGAAGAGGGUCAAGUUAUUCUGGCAACGGCUUUGGUGCUAGUGAAGGAUGUUACAGGUGCAUACAAGUUGGGAAGAGCCCUACUAGAUUCAUGCUCGCAACUCAACUUCAUCACCGAUGACUUCGCGCAAAAACUUCGUCUUCGUCGUGAGAAACACAAUGUGGGAGUCCGCAGUAUUGGUGAAUCGUUAACCAAUCUAAAGUCACGUACGACUACGACUAUCAAAUCGCGCACUUCAGCAUUUCAACUGUCGCUACAGUUUGGAAUCACUUCGCACAUAGCAUACCAGCCAGAAACCGAGAUCGACACGUCCGAUUGGAACUUGCCAGCUAAUACAAAACUUGCAGACGAAAAGUUUUUCAAGCCCCGGUGCAUCGACUUGUUGUUAGGCACAGAAGCAUUUUUUGACGCCCUUGCUGUUGGUCAAAUUCGACUGGGUUCUAACCUACCUAUACUCCAGAAGACGUCGUUCGGUUGGGUUGUCUCUGGUAGGCUUCGUAAUGAGCGUAAUGUGACGGCAUCAUCUUGCCUGUUGUCAAAUGAAAGCUCCAUCGACGAGAACCUGCAACGCCUAUGGAAACUAGAAGCCAUCAGUACGCCAACCAAAUCGAUUCAGCCGGAACAUCGCAUUUGCGAAGAGAUUUUCAUGAAAACUGUUCGUCAAGAUAACACUGGAUGCAUAAUAGUAAGUAUGCCUUUUAAAGAUGACCCCAUUUGUCUCGGAGACUCCUUCGAUGUUGCUCGCCGGCGAUUCCUCGCGCUUGAGAGACGCCUUCUAAGUUCGCCCGAAAUUCGUCCGCAGUACAUUGCCUUUAUGGAAGAGUACGAAGGUCUUGGCCACAUGUCAGAAGUAGCACAACCCAACUUAAAGGAGCCACACUACUACAUACCACAUCAUUGCGUGCUAAAACCUAGCAGUACCUCAACGAAACUUCGAGUUGUGUUUGACGCCUCGUGUCGCACCUCAUCGCAAACCUCAUUAAACGACCUAUUACUGGUGGGCCCAACAAUCCAACAAGAUUUAUACAUGCUACUACUGCGUUUUCGUUUGUAUCGUUACGCCAUCACCGCAGACGUGGCUAAAAUGUACAGGCAAGUACUUGUAGAUAAUAACUUUCGACAAUUCCAAUACGUACUUUGGCGAGCUUCCCCAGAUUCAGAUAUCCGCACGUACCAGCUGAACACGGUUACAUAUGGCACAGCCUCGGCUCCAUUUCUCGCAGUACGCAGCCUCCACUAUCUGGCGGACGAACACAUGGCAGAGCUUCCGAUCGGCGCUUCAGCAAUAAAAUCAUCUUUCUAUGUCGACGAUAUGUUAUGCGGUGCCGAAGAUGUGAAUGAGCUAUAUACCCUCAAGCAUCAAGUUGUCGAAGUACUCCGUCGCGGGCAAUUUCCACUAUCGAAAUGGCACUCAAAUCACCCCGACUUUAUGGAAGGGCAAGCCACAAAGGAGCUCAGUAUCACUGACGAUUACCCCAACGCUCGCAACAUUCAACUACAUGGGUUUUGCGACGCAUCGAUUCGGGCUUAUGGCUGCUCGGUAUAUGUACGCACUGAAGACUUACGCGGUCACGUUGUAGUUCAGUUGUUGACGUCGAAGUCGGGAGUCGCCCCAGUAAAAAAGCAGUCGCUCCCUAAACUCGAACUUUGUGGUGCGCAUCUUCUGGCUUGUCUUUACGCCGAAGUAAAGGAAAUCUUUGCUAACAAACCCAUUAACAGUUACUUUUGGACUAAUUCCCAAUUGGUGCUGUAUUGGCUGAAACAGCAUUCAAUUACGCUGUCAACUUUUGUGGGAAAUAGAGUAUCCGACAUACAGGAGUUGACUGGUGGUGGACAAUGGAGACACGUUCCAACGCGCGAUAAUCCUGCAGACCUUGUAUCUCGAGGUUGCUCUACUGCGGAUCUCAAAUCAUCAAGUUGGUUUUCCGGUCCAGCCUUCCUACUUCAGGAUCAGUCCAAAUGGCCAAACAACAAGGCUCUAGCUGAUCUGGAUGCGAAUAUUAUCAAUGCAGAAAAACGCAAAACGGCUUUCACAGUAAUUAAGGAAAUAAAUCAUAUUCUUGACGUCAUGAAUGGCAUUAGUUCUUAUCCUCAUUGCUUACGUUUCGUCGCCUGGCUAUUUCGGUUCUCCGACUCGUGCAGGAAGCAGUCAACAUUCACUACAGCUUCACCAUCGCCUGAAGAAUUGCGACGCGCAUCGCAUUGCAUAGUAUGGAACACGAUUCGACCGGCUUUGAGCUCAUCAAGGGCACCCCACUUCGGCGGCCUCUGGGAGGCAGCGGUUAAAAGCGCAAAGAGACUGCUAUAUCGCACAUUGGCUCAUACAAGGUUAACCUUUGAAGAACUAAGCACCGUCGCCGUGGAGAUAGAAGCCAUACUAAACUCGCGCCCACUCUCCCAGCUGUCAUCAGAUCCUAACGACUUCGAAGUACUCACUGCUGGGCAUUUUUUGGUCGGUUCACUGGAAGAUCGCAACAUAUCGAACUUGGAUCGGUAUGAUAUGAUCACGGCUAUUAAGCAACGCUUUUGGCCGCGCUGGUCUGCGGACUACGUCAACGAAUUGCGCGCACGGGUCAAAUGGACGACUCCUGCACCCAACCUGACAGAAGACACAUUAGUCAUCAUCCACGACGAUAACCUGCCACCACAACGUUGGAAGCUUGGUCAAGUUGAGUCCACCGCACUUGGACGAGAUGGUCACAGUGGAUGA